Messenger RNA from Penicillium argentinense, 924 nucleotides. Its product is annotated as SDR family NAD(P)-dependent oxidoreductase. The transcript is spliced from 2 exons. The coding region runs from base 1 to 924 and encodes 307 amino acids. NCBI's taxonomy places the organism in Eukaryota, Fungi, Ascomycota, Eurotiomycetes, Eurotiales, Aspergillaceae. The record is from RefSeq and is a predicted model, not a curated record.
AUGGCGCCGACCAAAAGCCAGCUGAAUGCUCAACACUGCCGCGACUUUGUUUCAGCCACCCACAGCACUCCCUACGACGCCAUCGAUCCUUCGCAUGCAAAACUCCCUCCUGCCUUCGUCGCUUGCAUCAUUGGAGGCAGGGGUGCCGCAGGAGCAGGUCUUGCAAAAGCCUAUGCUCGGGCAGGCGCCUCAGGCCUCAUCCUUGCAGCCCGAACCCUCCCAGCUCUCGAAGAAACAGCCAACGAAGUCCGCUCAAUCAACCCGACCACAAAAGUAACCACUGCAGAAUGCGACAUUACUUCUGAGUCAAACGUUGAGUCUCUCGCACAUACCAUUGAAUCCAAAUUCGCCGGUCGUUUGGAUGUUGUCGUCGUGAAUUCUGGCUACACCGGCCCGAUGACUUCAGACGUCGUGAAGGAGUCUCCGAAAGACUACCAAAAUGCAUUCAAUGUGAACACUAUCGGCGUAUUCUAUGCAGCACAUUAUCUGCUUCCGCUACUAGUUGCAACGAACUCGCCUGCUAUGAGCUUCCUCGCUAUCAGUUCCAUGUCAGCACCCACGGUGUCCGGUCCGAUCACUCAUACCCAUUACUGCGUGAGUAAGGCAGCCCAGGCUCGGCUGAUUGAAAUGAUCAAUGAGCAGUACGCGGAAAACGGAUUAUUCUGCGCAAGCAUACACCCUGGUGGCUUGAAAAGUGAAUUCUCGCGGGAUGCGCCCGAGUGGCUCGCGAAGUAUCUGACUGAUAGUCCAGAUCUAGUGGGCGCCUUUUGCGUAUGGCUAUCAACAUCGAGCGGAUCUGAGCGACGGCGACGGGCUCUGAAUGGUCGAUUUCUCUCUUGUAAAUGGGAUGUUGCCGAGUUGGAAGCCAGGUUUGACGAGAUUGUGGAGAAGGAUCUGCUCAGAUUCCGCAUUGCGGUUGAAUGA